GUCACGUGGUGCGUCAGUCAGCUGACAACGAGCUCCCGGUUGUUAGUCUCCGCCGAACGACCUCCGCUAAAGCCCGUACGGACCUGCAGAGGUACGACGGUAAUUUGUCGCUUCAUCCGGCCAUGGCGAGUCAGUCCCAGGGAAUCCAGCAGCUGCUGCAAGCCGAAAAGCGAGCGGCCGAGAAGGUGGCGGAGGCCCGUAAACGUAAGAACCGGCGUUUGAAACAGGCCAAGGAAGAGGCACAGGCUGAGAUCGAGCAGUAUCGUUUGCAGAGGGAGAAGGAGUUCAAGACAAAAGAGGCUGCGGCCCUCGGUUCCCAUGGUAACUCAGCAGUGGAAGUGGACAAGGACACCCAUGACAAGAUGAGCCGCAUCCAGAAGAGCUACCAGCAGAACCGUGAGGCGGUGCUGGGAAAUCUGUUGCAGAUGGUGUGUGACAUCAAGCCAGAGAUCCACGCCAACUACCGCGUGGCUGGAUAAAUCAAGCCUGUAGCUCCCAACAGACACUUCUGGAAGCGCUGGAAUAAAGACUCCCAUUACACAGGAAUCAGGGACACUGAUAGCUUUAUUAAUCUGCACAUAUCCAUCGCGGUCACCUGUAGCUUUUUCAAGUUUGUUUCUGUUUUCCUUGCCAUCGUAUGCUAUUUCUUGCAAUACAAUAUGUGCACUGAUGUUAAGUUUUCCCACAACAGACAGAACUUUUAUCAUGAAAAGGGACCUCUUUUGUUUGAAAAAUUGUGGAAAGUAGCGGUACCUGUAGUAUGAUUACUGAAAGGCAUGUGCCUAAUAAAAGGCAAACGUUUUGCCUGUUAAAUAGUUUGCGUAUGUAUUUGAAGUUCAGUCUGAGCUGAGAAGACCAUUUUGAUCUGGGUAAAAGAACAUUGUUGGAUCUGUCAUUGCCUCUAUUCAGUGAAUUGGGAGUCUCUGUCUGUGCUGCUUGUAUAACUGUCUAGGAUCGUGAAGAGUGUUAUUGUGGGGGUUGUUCCGAUAUGUGUGUGUCUUGCUAUGCAAUGUCCUGUUUUUUCAUUUGCAUUCAGAAAUUUUGGUUAUAUUGUUGAAAAGAACUGCAGUAGCUCCCUAAUGCAAUAUUUCUCUGUAUUGUUAGGAAACCAUGAGAAGUCCCUUUUGUUGUUAUAAUCUAGUUUAAAUGUGGUCAUAUUUCCACUAACAUUCACUCCUCUUCAGUGUCUGGGAUUAUGGGUAGCUGACAUUCCACUGUAGAAAACUACUGUAUCCAGAAAGUAGAAAAAGUAUAAAUAUGUAGUGGUUUGUUUUUGGAAUAAAUUAUUGUAAACCAUUGCUACAUCCUCUUCACUUAAAAUGAACCUCGCUCUCCUGUUGCAGUGGUGAUACAUAUGCUGUCACGUGGUUACUUCUAUGCUCACAUAAAGCAUUUGAGUGCAUGCUAGCUCAAAAUUCCAUACAUUUCUAAAAUUCCACAAAGUCAGCUAUGUCCCCCUGUCUGGUUUUGUACAGAUAUAUAACAACAAUGAGAACUGUAAUUAAAAAUACCCUGUACCUUAUACCUUAUUGGU
Messenger RNA from Scleropages formosus (Asian bonytongue), 1534 nucleotides. It is a transcript of the gene atp6v1g1, whose product is annotated as ATPase H+ transporting V1 subunit G1. NCBI's taxonomy places the organism in Eukaryota, Metazoa, Chordata, Actinopteri, Osteoglossiformes, Osteoglossidae. The transcript is spliced from 3 exons. Gene Ontology annotation, biological process: synaptic vesicle lumen acidification. Gene Ontology annotation, cellular component: vacuolar proton-transporting V-type ATPase complex; vacuolar proton-transporting V-type ATPase, V1 domain; synaptic vesicle membrane. The coding region runs from base 123 to 479 and encodes 118 amino acids. The record is from RefSeq and is a predicted model, not a curated record. Gene Ontology annotation, molecular function: proton-transporting ATPase activity, rotational mechanism; ATP hydrolysis activity.